AUGAAUAUAUUAGCCGCGUUAGAACCUUAUUCUCUUUGUCUCCCAACCCAUUUCCUUGUGUCGACGCGUCUCGAGCCUGAUAAUCUCUUAGUCACCACUACAGUAUUUGUGCUACAUACGAAAAAACGCCACAACAUCACGAAACAGUCUCGAUUUGUCACCAUGGACGAAACCAGAGCCAAGGAGGUCGCUAACGUUGACGCCGAAAAGGUACCAUCGUCGCCCGAGAAGCUAGCCGCCGAAAAGGAGGCCCGACGAAAGGAACGCCGUGAAAAGGAAAAGACGGCUGAUCCUGAGCGCGAGAAGCGCAAGGAAGCAAAACGCAGGGAGCGCGAACGACGAGAGUCUCGGGGCGAAUCACGAGGAGAAUCACGAGGUGAUGACAAGGACAAGGAGCGUCGACGACGAGAGAAGGAAAAGGAAAAGGACAGGGAAAAGGAAGAGCGACGGGCUCGAAAAGUUGCUUUUGACUCGACCAAGCACGACAACAAUGGUGGCUCUCCAACCCACCCGGUGCAACAGUCAGCUACGGCGGCAUCUCUCUUCUCAGAGCUACCUGUGCACAUCCAGGAGGUUCCACCCUAUGUGGGCUGUGAAAAGGACCUCUCUGUGGCCGAGUUUUCCGACAAGGUCGACAUGGCUCGGGUCAAGGAGACUCUGAUCGACACUGUCGUCCCUCACGCCCAGUUCCAGGAGCUGGCACGUGUGGAGCGGUUCAACAACAUUUCCUUUGACGACUGGCAGGCUGAAGGAACUCGACUGGCCGAGGUGGCAGCUUCCCUGAUCAACCGUCUCGUGGAGCUUCGAAAGGCCCGAAUUGUGGGCUAUAAGGAGAUCCAGGAGACUGUCGACCGACACGCUGCGAAGCUGGAGUCGCAUGGCCAGGAGACCGAGUCCCAGAUGUCCGGGUUCCAGGCCAAGGCCAGUGAGAUUCUCAAAAUUAUCGAUUUGACCCUCUGA
This is a messenger RNA of Yarrowia lipolytica CLIB122, 960 nucleotides long. RefSeq lists its product as uncharacterized. The record is from RefSeq and is a predicted model, not a curated record. Lineage: Eukaryota; Fungi; Ascomycota; Dipodascomycetes; Dipodascales.